Raphanus sativus (radish) is the source of this 1335-nucleotide messenger RNA. RefSeq names its product probable protein phosphatase 2C 72. Gene Ontology annotation, molecular function: protein serine/threonine phosphatase activity. NCBI's taxonomy places the organism in Eukaryota, Viridiplantae, Streptophyta, Magnoliopsida, Brassicales, Brassicaceae. The coding region runs from base 94 to 1110 and encodes 338 amino acids. The record is from RefSeq and is a predicted model, not a curated record. Gene Ontology annotation, biological process: protein dephosphorylation. The transcript has 5 exons.
AUAAGUUCUUGAACGGGUCGUCUAAUCAAAGCUUAACAAAAACAGUAUUAUUUUCUUCUUCCAAGUAAAUUUGUGUGCGACUUUGGUGAGAUUAUGGGUCAUUGCUUCUCGUUGCCUUCUUCUUCAUCGGAGAUUCACGAGGACAAUGAACACGGUGAUGGGAAUGCGGUUGUGUGUUAUGGCGAUGAGUUCGGUUUUGAUCACUACUGUCCGGUUCACCGACGCGGUUCUAUCUGCUCUAUACAAGGAACCAAAGCGAUUAACCAAGAUAAUGCUAUUCUUUAUCUGAGAUAUGGAACAGAGGCAGCAGAGCUAUGUGGAGCGUUUGAUGGACACGGCAAAAAUGGGCACUUAGUGAGCAAAAUGGUGAGGAAUAGAUUACCAUCACUCCUGUUAACACUAAAGAAGGAGCUAAACGAAGAACCUCAUGCAUGUGAAGAAGAUGAAGCUAGCAAGUGGGAGAAAGCUUGUUUUAGUGCAUUCAGACUCAUUGACAGAGAGCUUAUGCUCCAAGUCUUUAAUUGCUCCUUCAGUGGCUCCACGGCUGUUGUUGCUAUUACUCAGGGAGAUGACCUCAUGAUAGCUAACCUUGGGGAUUCAAGGGCAGUGUUGGGGACAAUGACCGAAGAUGGUGAGAUCUGCGCAGUUCAGUUAACAUCGGACCUAACACCUGAUGUCCCUAGUGAAGCAGAGAGGAUUAGGGCGUGCAAAGGUCGCGUUCAUGCAAUGAAAGUAGAACCAUCCAGCCAAAGAGUGUGGCUACCCAACCAAGACAUACCAGGAUUAGCCAUGUCAAGAGCUUUUGGAGAUUUCAGACUCAAAGACUACGGUGUUAUUGCGGUUCCAGAGAUCUCUCACCACCGAAUAACUUCUAAAGACCGAUUCCUUGUACUCGCUUCAGACGGGGUUUGGGAUAUGCUUAGCAAUGAUGAAGUUGUAUCACUAAUAUGGAAUUCCGGAAAACCCCAAGAUACUGCCGCUAAAAUGGUGGCAGAGGCGGCCGAAGCUACUUGGAAGAAGAAGCUUAAAUCUAAGAAGAUUGAUGAUAUUACAGUAAUAUGUCUUUUCUUACAGAACAAGGAACAACCAAGUUGCACUAUGGACAUGUGAAUCAUACAAGAUACUACUACAGUAUGAUGGUCGAGGUACAUUCAUCGCACAUGCUGCCAAGCGCAAACCUAAGCAAAGUCCAAUAUAAACUCAUGAUGUAAAUGUUACUUAACUGGAAACACUAUUUAUGGCCGGUUCAAAUAUAUCGAAGGCCUAAAGUAGAUAAAACUUAAAUGUGUGAAUUGUUUUUUUUUUAAAUGAACAAAGUGUUCUUUUUUUUUUGAA